Molecule: messenger RNA, 601 nt
Organism: Protopolystoma xenopodis
Lineage: Eukaryota; Metazoa; Platyhelminthes; Monogenea; Polystomatidea; Polystomatidae
Source: the annotation of a GenBank genome assembly
GCUCAAGGCAGCACGUCCUAGGCACUUUAAGCAGGCCUCAACUACUGGCGAAAAUACUGAAAGUUCUGACGGGCCUUCUGCUUCAGGUUCCGUUGGGGUCAUGGCCUCUCCCCACACUACUUCCUCUUCCUGGGUAAAUCGGAGGAAGUUUAAAAUUGGUUCAGCACUUACCAAAGCGUCCAUCACUUCAGGUACAUCAAACCUUUCACCAGCAAUCAAUUCUGGUCUGCGAAAGUCACGACUCUCUGCUGCUCGGGCGGCUAAUUCGGCGGGUAGGCCAAGUGAACUUAUUUCUGCUUGUCAUGGUGAAUACAAAACUGCGAAAGGUGAUGGAAAUUGUGUUGAAGGCGAUACGGAAGAUGCUACCCCGGCGGCAGGACCAUUGCUUAAGGCGUUUUAUCGUCGACGCAGGCUGGAUGAGGAUUUUGGAUUAAAGCGAGUUAUGAAUUAUGAGUCAAGUUCCACUAACUCAAGUUUAGGCAAACAAGAGGACUGGAGGAAGUCUGACAGAACUUGCCUGGCUCCAAAAUGCAUCAACCAUGUGGAUUUUCGAGUGAGUCAUUAUAUCACUGAAAAUAGACGUUUUUCCUUCGAUCUUUAA